UUAGUGAUGGGUGGAGAAAGGACCGUUUGCAGUUGGUUCAGUGUGUUGAAGAGUGUGUUCUGAGAGCAGAGGGCAUCUACUCCACAUAGAGAUGGCAGCCCUUCAGUAAGAUGUUGGAAACGUCCCUAACUUACAGAAAUCAUUGCCUUCAUUUUCAUCCCACAAGACUGAGCUGGACUGUUAAAUGCCCUCUCAAUAUAAAGGGCUAAAAUGUUUGUGGUCUCCUUGCCAAGAUGUCUACAGAUCUGUGUGUCUUUGGUAAUGGUGUCCAGACUACAAGGCAGGGUUUCAGCUCCAAAACGUCUGGAGGCCCCGGUCGAGCAGCCCUUCACUCUGAGCUGUACGCUUGUCAAGGGCAGAGGAGAAUCGGUUCAACAGGUCCGCUGGCUGGAUGUGCAGAACCAGACGUUAAUCACUUACCAGCCUGGUGAACAAGACAGCGUGAGCGGACAACAGCAUGUGGAGCUAGCUCCUUCACCACGAGAUGCCAGCGCCAUCACCAUUAAACGAGUCAGCUACAGGGAUGAGGGCUGUUAUACUUGCAUCUUUGAUAUUUAUCCCAAAGGCUCAAGAGAAGGACAAACCUGCCUUACUGUCACAGCAAUGGUGAUUCCAGAAGGCAAUAAGACUGCAGUGGGUGGUAAACAAGCCUCUCUGGCCUGUCGUUACGGCCUGCCGGAGAAGGUCAAGACGGUGUUAUGGAAGAAGAUUGUAAAUAAAGCAGAAUCCCGUGAAGUUGCAUCUUUUGCAAAGCAGAGUGACCCUGUAAUUGAAGAAGAGUUUGUGGACCGCGCAAGCCUGAGCCCUUCCCUAUCUGACACACAGCUAACGUUAUGGCCGGUCCGACCUGAAGAUGAGGCCUGCUACACCUGUGAGUUCCAAGUGUACCCGGACAGCACUAAGAGUGCCACAAGUUGCCUCACUAUAUUUGUUCUCCCCAAACCUCAAGUAAGCUACAAGACCACAUCUCCAGGAGUGAUCGAGGCUAACUGUACUGCCGUGGCCCGGCCACAAGCCGAAAUAGUGUGGAAUGUGGAAGGAAAUAACCGGACCAUUGGCCCACCUGUGACCACCGCUAUUCAGCAGAAUGACGGGACGACUCUGGUCAUCAGCACCUUGACCAUCCAGGCUGGACUCCUGAAGGAUGUCUCUGUCAAAUGUCUCGUUCAUCAUAAAGGACUGGAGACUGCCAUUGCUGUUUCCAUGAACACUAAAAUUGGCACGGCACUCGCUAUCCUGAUCUCUGUGACUACUGUAGCCUUCCUUCUAGUCCUUUGCCUCUGUUUCUGUUUGUGGAAGUGUGUCCUGCGUAAGGAUGAGCCUGAAGAGCAUCAACUACCAAGAAGAGGCCGAGAAGAAAGAGAGACAGACAGUUAAAUAGUGAAUCAUUUUGACUGUGACAGACGACAAGCUUCAGUUCUCUUUACAAUACAGAUGUGCUGAGACACCAGUGAAGAUGAAAAUCUCCUGUCAUCAUAUUUCCUGCCUUUCCAGCCAAAGAAACCAGUGACGCGUCUCUACAUGAGGAAAGAUGCUACAUUUGAAAGAAUUUGUAAAUCCAUCACUAAUAUAAAGGUCUUAUCGUGGUACAGAGGGUAGUUUAAACUUAGUAUUUGUCUGUUUUAAUACCCAUUUGAAGGACAAUAAAAAAACAUCUCAAAACUUCUUAACUUUUUGAAUUCUUGAAAAAAAAUAGCUGUUCACUCAAAGAAAGUGUAUGAAAGCUUCAUUAUGUAAUAAUCAUUGUGAGUAAUUGAAAUGUUACAGUGAACUGCACUGUAUUGCAGAAAAAACAUUCUAUGAUAUCUUUUUGGUUUUCUGAUAUUUAUAUUAUGAUUGAAUAUUUUCCUUUAUAGUUUAUAAUCUUGAUUUUGCUCUGUCCUUUCGUUUUUAAGGUGGACAUUCGCACUGCCGAUAAAAGGAUGUAAGUCCAGUGAGGUAGACUGAGCACUACACAGUUGUUUUUCACUCUAGACUUUGUAUACUUUUAGAAAAUCAUUAAAUAUCUUUUAGCUUAUUCUAUUGUAUUGUUAAAUGUAUA
Messenger RNA from Labeo rohita (rohu), 2041 nucleotides. RefSeq lists its product as uncharacterized. Gene Ontology annotation, molecular function: cell-cell adhesion mediator activity. The transcript has 9 exons. The record is from RefSeq and is a predicted model, not a curated record. The coding region runs from base 211 to 1377 and encodes 388 amino acids. NCBI's taxonomy places the organism in Eukaryota, Metazoa, Chordata, Actinopteri, Cypriniformes, Cyprinidae.